UUGGCGGCCAGUUCAAGUUGCCAUAGCAGAGAGAAACUGGCUUGUCCCUCUUCAGUUGUCACUUGCUAAAGUGACUUGUUAACGGUUUCUAUGUUGCUAAUUCAUGCUGGCUACUCCUGACCAAAACAAUGGAAUCCUCCAGCGAGUCAGACACCUUCGACCGGACGAGGGGGCUGAGGUCACGGGGGCGAAAUGCCAGCUCUAGAUCGCGACGGGACAGUCACAGAACAGGUCCUGAUGCUCCAGCCAUUUCAGAGAAAAUUAACACCUUGGCGAGUACUUUACAGGACACUAAUAGGAAUUUGAACAAAGUGGACCGGAUGUUGGGGCAAUACAGAGAGCACACAGAUGACCAGGCGGAAGCCAUGGCAACAUUGAGGGAUAAUCUGGAGGAGUCUAUCGCUCAGCUGCAGAACCAGAGGCUGCAUAGUUCCUCAGGGGUCCGGAGUGCCUCAGCCUCCACCCUGCACACCAGCGACCUGGAAGCUGGCUAUGGCUCAGAGGGCCAGCGCUUCUACCCCACGUCUCCCUUGAAGGACUAUGGGAGAUCUGAGUCGGCCGGAGAAGGAGGAGCGAGAAGGAGGUCUAGAUCAGCUACAGUCCGCUUCAGAGACUSCAGCCUGCCAGACGGGGAUGUCCACGUCCUGCACCAGUCAUUCAGAGACCUGCYCAGUGACCAGCUGAGACUGGGGGARGACAUGGACAGAGAAAUCCUCAGGAGGAACAGGUCUGACAUUGACACCAGACGAGCCUUGGAGAAUCUGUCRGAGCACCUGACGACUUCACAGAGACAGGACUCGGUGUCGUCUCGUGUGGAGAAGCGUCUGCAGGAGAUUGAGAGGGAGAUGCGUUCGGAGCGACAGAGCGUGUCAGACAGACGACCAGAACAGCGGGGUAUCAUGUCUGAUGAACUGCAGGAGGCUCUGAGGAGGCGAGAGGCUCGGGACCUGGAAACUGAGGAGGCCGUCAAGAACAAACUACUGAGAUCAGAGAGCGAGAAGACCAAGAUGGAGGCGGAACUGGAGAGGGCCAGGAGACAGCUGGACCAAUCAGAAGGAGGCAGGGGCGCUCUUCUACAACAGGUAGAGGAGAUGCGUGUGCAGCUGCUGAGGACAGAGAAGGAACGUAUGGAUCUGCAGAGGGAGAUCUCCCAGCUCACUACACAGCCCAGAGCCACUCGCAUGGACAGGGAGGAGAAAGGAGCAGGACUUGGACUAGAUUUAGUCGGUGCUAGAGGGACCUGGCCAGCCAGCGGCGAAGUCCCAGRGCGGGACCGAGACYCAUGGGCCGUCAAUGUGGAAGGGGGGUCCCGGCACAGUACCCGGAAGGAGGCGACGCCGAGGACCGCUGAACGAACCGCAGAGGAAGACCGGUCGUCGGAGCUGGAGAGAGAGGUGCAGGAGCUGAGAGCCCAGCUGAGCAGGACAUCUGUCCUCAGUGAGGUGGAAGAUCUCAGGAGGACUCUGGAGCGCAAAGACCGAGAGAGAACACAGCUCUGCAACCAGGUCGAGGUGUUGUCGUCAGAACUGGCGAGGCGCGAGCAGCAACAGUUGAGGAUGCUGGAGCAGUUGAAGGAGAUCCAAGGCCGUUCGGAGGCGUGUGCUGCCGAGAGGGCCCGGGCCCUGCUCAGGGCCGAGGAGGCUGAGGCCCUGCUCCAGGACAGCUCCACGAGGAGGGAGGAGCUGAAAACCAGAGCCCAGGAGGCAGUCAGACAGUGGAGGGCCAAGUGCAAGAGAAUGGAGAGGGACAUGGAGGAAAUGAGGGGACAGGCCCAGCUGGACACGGAGAAAGCCAAACAGYCGUGUAAGGAGAGAGAGCUGUCCCGGGCCCAGCUGAAAGCCUUCUCCCAGCAGACUGAAGGGGUGCGKAGGGAGCUAGCGGAGGUGCUGGGGCGUCUGGCUCGGAGCGAGGAAGAGGUGCUCCGUAAAGACGUGGAGCUGUCGGAGACGCGGGCACGUCACCUGGGCCUAGAGCAGGAAGUGAGGGAGGUGAGGGAGGCCUCCAUAGCCCUGGAGGAGGAGGCCCAGCGGCAGUCUGUCCUGCAGGUUAGGCUGAGAGAGGAGAACCAGAGUCUGGAGGAGAGGGCWGAGGCCGUGGCCCGACGCAGCCAGAGAGACCAGGAGGAGUUACAUAGCCUCCAGGCAGCCAUGAAGGAGUUAACCUCCGCCCGUGCCCAGCUCACCACCCGUCUAGCUGAGGAGGCGGCGUUCAGGACGGAGCUCCAGAGGAGUGGGGCGGAGGGGGCAGCGCGGCUGGCCGCAGCCCAGGAGCAGAGGGCUUCCCUGGGGCAGCAGCUGGAGCUGGAGAGGGAGGUGCACCAGAGUGAGCUGGCCAGUCUCAGAGCCACUGUGCAGAACGGCAGGGCCAAGCAGGAUAGAGACAUACAGGAGACACUACGACUCUGUAUGAAGGAGAGGAAUGAGAUGGAGCAUCACCUCAAGGAGAUCAAGGRGGAUGCCGCGUCYGACAAGGAGCUGGUGAGGGCUCUGCGUGUGAAGCUGGACAGGAUGAAGACUGAGUGUGACCGGAUGACAGAGGAGCUGAGCGAAGGAGAGGAGCAACGCUCACACAUCCGCGGGAAAUACCAGCUACUCAAGCAGGAACUMGACGACAAGGUGAAGUGCAUGGUUCAGGGAGAGGAGCGGAGGCGUGGGUCAGAGGAGGCUGUAGCGACACUAGAGGACAGACUGUCUCGUCUGGACACUGAACAGGAGUCCAUCCUCAGUUCUGUAGCAGAGGAGAUAGAUGCUGCCUGCAGAGCACUGUUCAAGGACUUCCAGGACAAACUCAAAGCCAUAUCCCUCAAUCCUGGACUCCAGAAAGACCCUCAUCGCUGGUUGGCUGAGACCAAGACCAAGCUGCGUUGGCUAUGUGAGGAGGUGUCUGUCCAUGAGGCCAGAGAGAGAAAGCUGCGUCGGCAGGUCCAGCAGGACAGAGAACAGCUGAAAGGACUGAGACAGAGCAGAGACUCUGAAAGACAGGCCCUGCUACAGAGACUGGACCAGCAGGAGAAACUACUGCACUCCAUCAGCACAGAGAAGAAAGAACUCCUGGAGAAGACUCGGAGGAAGGAAAAUGAGAUGAGAAGUCUUCAGGAUCGUAUAUUGGAUCUGGAGAUGAGCACCAGGCUGGCGGUGGAUCACCUGGAGUCGGUCCCUGAGAAGCUGUGUCUGCUGGACAACUUCAAAGACCUGGAGGAGUCUCAGCGGCAGAAGGAGUUGGUGGAACAACGUUACAUUAAAUACAAAGAGAUCGUUGGAGUCCUGCAGCACCAGCUGGAUGAGUCCAAACGACAGAUACAGGAGUGCAGGGAUGACAGGUUGGACGCUACAACGCAGAGCAUUCGAUUGACUUCUCUCUCCUCCUCCAUAAGAGGCCCUAGCGCUCUCCUCACCAGCUCCAUGCUCACUGACACCACGUCUCCACACAAACACCUGGCCUCUCCAGACUGCACCCUGGACUAUAGCCUUUCUCUGGACCGCCGAGCCUCUCCUGCUGUCAACGGUGCCCAUCAUCACUCCGUCUCCGACCACCUCAACAGUAACACAUAGUGCCCACCAUCAAGGAGUCACACUGGUUACAUACAUGUAUUCAUCAACAAGCUUUUCAUUACAGAGUUGGAUAGAGGGCUCACACAGAAGUGCGUUUUAACAUGGGCAUAGAGGCGAUAAUAGCAAAGGUAGUGGUGGGCCCUCUUUUUAACUCUAUGCCUUACUGACAGUACAAUCGACACCCACUCUAUGCAGUACCGUGGUUGCAAAGCAUCACCACAACAGUCUUCCGUGAAUACCUCAACCAAAAAACAGCCAACCCUUCCAAGCUGCGUAACUAGCAGCCAACCUAGAAAACAGCUAGCAUGAAGCCAAGCAUACAUACUAAGUGCGAUUUGUGAUAAGUAAAGCAGGGUUAAACCUAGUGGAAGGUUCAUAGCACAUAGCUUGGGGUGUCUUAUAAGAGAACCACCAAAUUUAGCACUGUGAAAGACGAUUGCAGCUUUCUUUAUGAACCGAUAUUUAUGAAGAUUUUUCAUUGAAUGUUACUUUGUGCAAAGAAAGCAGGCACAGCUUAAAGAACCCAUGAAGUUUGAAGUAGAUUGAAGAACCAGUGAUAAAGCCAAGAUAGGUCAACAUUCCAACAUGUCAUACUAACGUUACAUUUCUAUACGUAUUUCAACACUCAWAACACUUCUCUGAAAAACACUAUUUUAAGCCCCAAUGUUUACCUUUUUUUGUGGCAGUUUUUGUACUCUGGUGUUAUCAUGCCAAUGUGUUUUAUCUGAACAGAUUAGAUGUGAUGAUUAUAUUUAUGCUGACAUUCUGUGAAAGAUGUGCUGCCGGUUUAACUUCAUGUAGCCCAUGCAUUAACAAUAUAUUGUUAUUAUUUUCAACAGACUUGACAAGUCACAAGGAGUUUGUUUUUAUAUUGGAGUGUUUUUACCACUACCGUCAUUUUUUAUUUAAAAGAUGUACUUUUAUGCAUUUGUGGAAAUAAGUUUUUAUUUGUAAAGAAGAAGAAAAAUGCCYAUAAGCACAAUAUAUGUAUAUUUUUAUGAAAUGUAGAAAAGAAUAUAUGCAAUAAACAAAUCUCCACAGAUCUGUAAGGAUCAUUU
Molecule: messenger RNA, 4609 nt
Organism: Salvelinus sp. IW2-2015
Lineage: Eukaryota; Metazoa; Chordata; Actinopteri; Salmoniformes; Salmonidae
Source: RefSeq, a predicted model, not a curated record